GCUGUCCUCGUCUCUGAGAGUGUCUAUUUGUGAAUGUGAGAGCAGAGAGUGGAGACAGAGAGAGGCAGAGAAGCACGAUGGCUGCAGUCACAUGGAUUCAAAUGUCUUCAUUUCUGCUGCUGAUGCUUCAGGUUAAAGCAGCAACAACAGGAAACACUUUGUCCUCCUUCACUGUCAGAGCUGGACACAACACCAGUUUGUCCUGUGAAAAUGUGAUAGAUGGUCAACAAAACUGCUUCAGUACUACCUGGAUGUUCAGUGGUUCAACAACAGGAGCAGUAGAGCUGGUUGUUCAUGGACAGAUUAAAGAGAACACUGAAGCUAAAUCAGACAGACUGAGUGUUGCAGUGAACUGUUCUCUGGUUAUAAAGAAGGUCACAGAUGAUGAUGUCGGUCGUUACACCUGCAGACAGUUCAGAACAAGAGGAGGACAACAAGAAGGAGGAGAUACUGUCGUUUAUCUGUCUGUUAUUCACAUGACUGAACGUGAGAACAAUGAUGAAGUCAUCUUGAACUGCUCUGUGUGGACACAUGAACCCUGCAGACACUCAGUGCAGUGGCUGUUUGAGGGUAAAGAGAACAUGAAGGUGAAAGCAGGUUCCUGCUCUGACACUGUGACAUUUACAAGAUCUCAACUUAAUCAGAAGUCACAGUUUUAUGAGUCACUGAAGUGUAAAGUGACACAAGAUCACACUAACAAUGAGCAGCUGUUUCCCUUCAAACUCAAGUCCUCAGGUGAGAAAACAGGUUUUUUAUGGUUAAUUAGCCUUCCUGUGUGUUUAGCAGCUCUCUUAAUAAUUGUUGUGAUCAUCAAGUGCAAGAAAAUUAAAGGAAAUGAAACCCAGCUGUGUGGCAACACUGGCCUGAACUUUAACCCUGCAGAGACUGAAUCUGGACCAGGAACCAAUCAGGACACGGCUGAAGCUGAUGAUGAUUUUUCCUACGCCUCCAUCAACUUCACCAAGAAGAUGAAGAAUAAAGCCCGAUCCCGUGGUGAUGAUGAUGGUGACACUGUGACCUACAGCACUGUGAAAGCUUCCUCCUCUUCAGGUGGAGCUUCUGCUGCUCCCAGUGACCUCUAUUCCACCAUCGACUACACAAAGAAGUUAAAGAAGGAGGACGUUUCUCAUGAAGGCUAUAAGCUGUUUCUGCAGAUGCUGGAUGAUUAUUUGGAUGAAUAA
Molecule: messenger RNA, 1181 nt
Organism: Archocentrus centrarchus (flier cichlid)
Lineage: Eukaryota; Metazoa; Chordata; Actinopteri; Cichliformes; Cichlidae
Exons: 8
Coding region: 78-1181 (367 amino acids)
Source: RefSeq, a predicted model, not a curated record